Molecule: messenger RNA, 1322 nt
Organism: Malus domestica (apple)
Lineage: Eukaryota; Viridiplantae; Streptophyta; Magnoliopsida; Rosales; Rosaceae
Source: RefSeq, a predicted model, not a curated record
AACAAAUUUACCCAUAACCUCUGAGGCAGUAAUAAUGGGUGACUCCAAGACCACUGUUUCAGCUACUGUUACUCAAAGUGAUAUGUCUCUACAUAUCACCCCAGACAAGUUGGAUGGGUCCAACUAUUCCUCAUGGUCCCAAAGUGUCCGCAUCUACAUCACUGGCAGAGGUAAAUGGUCUUAUGUCAGUGGAACAAAAAUGGCACCAGCAGAAGCUGAUGCAUUGUAUGCUAUAUGGGAGGAAGAGAAUGCCAUGGUUCAAUCUUGGUUACUCAACUCCAUGACCAGAGAUGUACGAGCCAUUUUUCUCCGACUCUCUACUGCAAAAGAUGUUUGGGAUGCUGUAACCCAAACUUACUCAAUUGAAAAAGAUGCAUCAAAGUUAUACGAACUUCGCCGUCAAGCACUGGCGACUCGCCAGAAUGGAGAACCUUUAUCUGCAUAUUAUGGUAAACUUCAGCAAACAUGGCAAGAAAUUGAUUUCUUGCGUCCUGGUAAAUUGAAGUGCGCUGAUGAUAUUGCUACCCGAGAGACAGAAAUUUCGGAAGAAAGAUUGUAUGAUUUUCUGGCUGGUCUUGAUCCUCAUUUAGAUCAUGUUCGCAGUCAAGUUUUGACUCAAACAACUCUGCCUUCUGUUCGUGCUACUUAUGCUCUUGUGAAUACUGAAGCAAGUAGGCAAACCAUUAUGUUGGUUGGCCCACAAGUGGAAGGAUCCGCCAUGGUAGCUGCUCCGUCUCGAUUUCCCCGUGGAAUCUCCAAUUCUCGAUUAGGUGGAUCCAAAACUACUGAUACAAGGAAGUGUACUUAUUGUGACAAGGAUAAGCAUACUAGAGACACUUGCUUCAAGCUGCAUGGAUAUCCUGAUUGGUGGGUUCAAAAGAAGGAAAAUAAAAAGAAAGGCAUUGGUGGAUCACAAGCACACUUGACACCAAAGCCUUCCAUACCUCGGGUGGAUCAAUCUGCUCACUUAGUUUCUCCUACUACUGCUUCUACUUCCUUAGUCGAUGCAGGAUAUUCGAACGAAAGCAUUGAUUGGUCAUGGUAGAGAGAGGGGAGGUCUAUACUACUUGGACUUACCACCAGAUUGUGAGAAGACAAGUUACAGUUGUCAAGUGGAGGCCAAACAAUUUGAAGCUUCUGAAAAAAUUUGGUUAUGGCACAAAAGAUUGGGACACCCUUCCUUUCAGUACCUGCAAUAUCUAUUCCCUUCUUUAUUUUCUAAAGUCAAGGUUUCUGAUUUCCAUUGUGAAACUUGCAUUCUUUCUAAAAAUCAUCGUGUCUCAUUUCCUUUAAGUUCCCAUAAAAGUAAUGUUCCUUUCUCU